AUGUUCGCCUUAUUGAGUUGGUCUAAGGGUUCCUACACUGUAUGUGACACAAAAAAUGUAUUACAACAAAUUGACACUGAUGUAUACAUAAUCGUGCACAAAGGUUUAAAAUUCGAAGGACGUAUUUUGUGUUUUAACGAUAAUAAAGAAAUUCUUCAAGAAUCCGCAGCUGAAUUGUCUAAUGAUUCCCCUAAUUUGUUAGUAGGCGAAUUUUCUAAAGUAGAAGAGUGCUUGUAUAUCGAUAAUUCAAAAGAGGCACAAAAUAGUACCACAAAUAGACAGGGGGAAAAUGUUGAAGAGAAAGAGGAUGUAGAUAAUAAAGAAAUUCUUCAAGAAUCCGCAGCUCAAUUGUCUAAUGAUUCCCCAAAAUUGUUAGUAGAACAAUUUUCUAAAGUAGAAAAGUGCUUGUAUACCGACAAUUCAAAAGAGGCACAAAAUAGUACCACAAAUAGACAGGGGGAAAAUGUUGAAGAAAAAGAGGAUGUAGAUAAUAAAGAAAUUCUUCAAGAAUCCGCAGCUGAAUUGUCUAAUGAUUCCCCUAAUUUGUUAGUAGGCGAAUUUUCUAAAGUAGAAGAGUGCUUGUAUAUCGAUAAUUUAAAAGAGGCACAAAAUAGUACCAAAAAUAGACAGGAGGAAAAUGUUGAAGAAAAAGAGGAUGUUGCCAAUAAAAAGAAGGAACAGAAUAUUAUCGAAAAACUGAAUGAUGGGUUGUCAAUACCAUCAACACAACAAAUAUGUACGUUGAAUGGAGUUUAUAAUGAUAAAAAAGAAGAAAAAACACUACUGAGACAUAUUGAAAUUUUAAACAAUUUUAUUCAACAAAAUGUAAACGGCGACACAAUUGUUAAAGAACAUUUAGUACUUUCGGAUAAAUCAGUUAAUGACUCCGAUUUCAGAAUCUCUUUAGAGAGUAAUCUUGCGAACAGCAGUACUUUAAAUCUGCCAGAAAAUAUACGUUGUAAUUCUUCUUGCAAUAGUAAUCAGAAUUUAAAAAUCGCGGAAAGUUUUCUUAAUCAAAUAUGUGAUUUUAAUAUAAAUUCAAGUCAAGAAACAGAAGAAGCAAUUGAUUUUGAUGAAGUAAAUGAUAGUUUGGAUCCAGACUAUAUUCCAAGAAGCAAUGGUAGCGAUUAUUCCAGUGACGACGAAAGCGCAAUUGUAGAAAAUACAAUUGAUACAAAUGGUAAAUCUAAUAAUUCACUUCAAAACUCUAUGGAUUCAAGUGGUUUACUUGCUAAUGUAUCUGUAUCAAAUGCGCCAGACGACGAAAUGCUUAUCGUAGAAAAGGCCAAUGGAUCAAAAGGUUACGGCAAAAAGUAUUGCUGUGUUUUUUGUAAAAAAAAGGUCAGCAAAAUUGCAAGGCAUCUAGAAUCAGUCCAUAAGGAUGAAGAAGACGUUAAGAAAUUUUCAAGCCUGACAGUAGGAUCAGAGACCGACUGGUGA
Molecule: messenger RNA, 1440 nt
Organism: Leptopilina heterotoma
Lineage: Eukaryota; Metazoa; Arthropoda; Insecta; Hymenoptera; Figitidae
Exons: 4
Coding region: 1-1440 (479 amino acids)
Source: RefSeq, a predicted model, not a curated record